GUGUCAUUUUGUUAAAAAAAUAACGCUUUGACAAUUAGCGUUAAUGAGUACGUGCAACGAAAAUAUUUACAAAUAUCUUGAUAUUUAUUAUCAAAUAUUAUUUCCAUACGAAGAGCUAUGUACUUGGUUAGGUUAUGGAGACGUCGCCACCAUAUCAUUUAGAGAAUUUUCAUUGAGACUAUUAAAUCAGUUGUUCAUUAGAAAUAAAUCUUUUCCAAUUCCUAGUCAGAUGAAGGCAACUAUUCUUAAGGAACUUCCAAUAGCAAUAAAUAUUGGAGCGAUAUACAACACGCCUCCGCGCUGCAAAAGUAUAGCAAAGUUCUUUGUCGAGAAGGAACUGGUCUUUGAUGUAGAUAUUUCUGAUUAUGACGACGUGAGGACGUGCUGCAAGGGAUCUGAUAUUUGUACAAGAUGUUGGAAGUACAUUGUUAUCGCCUGCAAAAUAUUAAAUAUAUGUUUAAGACAUGAUUUUGGUUACGAUCAUAUACUGUGGAUCUUUUCUGGAAGAAGAGGAAUACAUUGUUGGGUUUGCGAUAAAGCUGCUAGAAUAUUGAAUCAAAAUAAACGCAAUGGGAUAUUGAACUAUAUGCAACAUCAAACGUUAAAGUGUUUCAUCAAGGAGGACCAUUUCGAAAUAAGAAAGUUGAAUUAUUACGACAGGCGCGUUCUUGCGAUCAUAGAGCCUGAAUUUAUACCUUUAUGCAUCGUAGAUCAAAAUCUACUUGGUACGGAGGAGGGAGUCGAUUAUUUUCUGGCUCUACUUCCCGAUAACGAGGCACAGACAGACGUUAAGCAGUUAUUUAAUGAUCGCAUAAGCAGUAUCGAUAGGUGGAACUCAUUUACCGAAUAUCAUAAAAAUAUGAUUAAUUCCGGCAUACAUUAUUGGAAGGGACUGGAGGAAUAUCCAGAUCAUGUAAAGUUGCACUAUUGCGGUCCAAGAUUUGAUAGGAAUGUAACAGAGGGUACGACGCAUUUGUUGAGAUGCCCAUUUUCUGUGCACAAUGAAACUGGCAAAGUCGUUAUACCGUUCGAUUUAGCCGAAGUAGAAAAGUUUGAUCCGUCGGCCACUCCUACGACAAAACAGUUGAUUACCGAAAUUAAUAUUCUAAGGAGAAAUCGAUCGAUCGAAGGAGACGUAGGUUAUGCAAGUGAUUAUCACGAGACUAGUUUAAGGAAACCUAUGGAUAUUUUUCAAAGAUUUGUAAAACGAGUAAUACAGACGAAGUAAAAUUAUAAUCAAUAUUAAAUGAAAUUUAUCGUUAAACCGAUUGUGGAAUUUACUUAAAUGGAACUCGUACUUUUCCUGUGCAUUUCUAUUCGCCUUUAUUCCCGAAGUAUAUCGUCAUCGUUUUGCAGAGAUAUUUUCUCACGUGUCCUUAGGGUCCUUAAUGAUUGGUAAAGAUAAAGCAAAGAAUAGAUCAAUUAAAAGGUCUAUUCUUAAGGCUUUUAUUCUCAAAUGUGCAGUGUGAAUUUGCAUCAUCGUCGUUGGACGAUCACUUUUUGUUUUCAGCGUAUAGCAUAUAGCACAUGGCACAUACAUUAUUGGAUUAUAGCACUAGGAACGGCCAAGAUGGCAGGGACAACGAGAAAAAGUUUAUUGGAUGUGGUGGAAAAAAAUUUAAAGAUUAUUAACUAUAGUACAUACAUAACACGAUUCUCAUAUUUUGGAGAAUAUUUUCAUAGUUCGGAAGAAUUCCAAGAGGUUGCCUUAAAUGAUUAUUUGGCCCGAUAUACAUUGCUCAUAAAGACUCGUCAAACUUUGAAGAACUUUUUUUACCCUGCAUUUCCUACAGGUAAUGAAAAGGAUCGUCAAAGGACUGCACGGUAAUUUGAACGAAAAUCUCGUAACCGGUUUGUUACUCAUUUAUCCAAGAUUUUACAUACAUCUGUUGGAGGUACGUAAAAUUGUAAAGUUGUGUUAAACAAAACUGAACAAAAAAAAAAAAAAAGAAAAAAAAAGAAAAAAAAAGAAAAAAAAAGAAAAACAAAAGGAACAGCACAAUAAAAUCGCCAUAAGUUUGGCGUGUGUGAAGGUUAUUAAAAAAAGACUUGUGAAAGGAGA
Vespa mandarinia (Asian giant hornet) is the source of this 2062-nucleotide messenger RNA. RefSeq names its product DNA primase small subunit. The record is from RefSeq and is a predicted model, not a curated record. NCBI's taxonomy places the organism in Eukaryota, Metazoa, Arthropoda, Insecta, Hymenoptera, Vespidae. Gene Ontology annotation, biological process: DNA replication, synthesis of primer.